Messenger RNA from Miscanthus lutarioriparius, 2799 nucleotides. NCBI's taxonomy places the organism in Eukaryota, Viridiplantae, Streptophyta, Magnoliopsida, Poales, Poaceae. The record is from the annotation of a GenBank genome assembly.
AUGGCGAUGCGGAUGGCGGCGGCGGCCGCAGUGGCGUUGGUGGCUGUGAUGGGCGUGCUGGCGCCCCGAGCGGCGGCGCAGACCACGCCGAACUGCGCGGCGAAGCUGGUCCCGUGCUCGCAGUACAUCAACACGACGGGGACGCCGCCGGACACCUGCUGCGGCCCGCUCAAGGACGCCGUCCAGAACGACCUCAAGUGCCUCUGCGAUCUCUACGCCACGCCGGAGAUCUUCAAGGCCUUCAACAUCAGCCUCGACGCGGCCCUCGGCCUCUCCAAGCGCUGCGGCCUCAACGACACCACCGCCGCCUGCAAGGGUGGGAUUUUCCAGCAUCUGAUUAAUAGCGACCAGAUGCAAAAGCCUUUCUCCUACACAGUCUCCUCCAGGUUCACCCUCAGGUGGUGGCAGUGGCAGUGGCAGCAACGCCGGUCAUCGCACUCUGUCAGUCGGUUUCCCAGGAUUGAUGAGCUUGUUCCUGGCUUUGUGAUCAUUACUGAACCACUUGUCCACUUCCAUAUGGAACUCGAAGCAGCCACUACAGUGAGAGCUCCAGUGGAGGUGAGUGUCCUCAGGUGGCUGAGACUGCAGAAUGCCGAUGAUGAGGUAUCCGGCGAGCAGCCAGAAAAGUAUACAGGAGUGACUUCCACGGCUCGCCUCCCCAUCCCACUUUCUGUCGCUCCCGAGCUCCGGCGAGCGGCGGCGGAGACGGAAGCCGAGCGAGCAGCACAACGCCGUCGACACAAAUCGCGAGGGUAUAUCAACUACAAGCAGAGGGAGACCCAACACGGAAGCUUUAAAGUAGCCCUCAAAGCUGACCAACUGAGCGCCCGCCGCAAUGCUCUCGCGUGCCGCCGCCAUCCGUCGCGGCGCUGCGGCGGCGUUCUCCACAGUCUCGGAGAAGCCGGAGACGGGGCUAUACGGCUUCGACGUGCUGCGCACGGCGAAGGGGUUCCGCCGCUUCGUGGACGACGCCAUCCAGCGGUUUGUUCUGUCAUUGAUUCGGCCGAGCUGUGCAGGAAUACACACCCUGAUAGGGAGUUUGUGGAGGAGGCAGAUAAGGCAUCAAUGAGGAUUUAUGAGCAUCUUCAGUACCUGAAUACAAACACUACUUUGUACAAUGCUAUACUGAAAGCUGAAGGUGAAAGUGUCCUGCUCACAGAGGAAGCUCGAAGAGCAGCAACUACCUUGCGCAUUGACUUUGAAAAAGGAGGGAUACAUCUUCCUAAAGAUAAACUUGAGAAUGCUAAUCAGCUGAACCUUGAGAUUGCCCAGCUGGGUAGAAAGUUCAAUGAAAAUGUAAUGAACAAACCAGGUUUUGUGGAUGUGUAUCCAGCUUCACGGAUUCCAAGGAAUAUGCAGCGUCUUUUCAAGUCUGUUUCCCGUUUUAAUACUAGCAAACAGAUGAACACUGAAAAGCAAAAAGGCCUAAGGAUUGUAACAGAAUCAGGAAAUCUAUCAUCAGCACUAAGAUGGAUUUCUGAUGAGAAAGUCAGAAAACAGGUAUAUAUUGUUGGGAACUCUGAACCUCAUGAAAAUAUUGGCGUCCUCAAUGAACUUAUACAUGCUCGUGAUGAACUUGCAAAGAUUAUGGGAUGCAAAUCAUAUGCUGAAUUUGCUAUUCGUCCUAACAUGGCUGCAUCAGCUGAUGUGGUUAUGUCAUUUCUUGAAGAUUUGAGCAACAUUGUUAAGUAUAAAGCUGAAGAGGAAUUUAAGAUCAUACAGAAUUUCAAGAGAAGGACAUGUAAUGAAAAGAGCGCUAAUCUAGAACCCUGGGAUGAGGAUUACUUCAUUGGAAUGAUGAAAUCAUCUGUAUAUGACCUGGACGCUUCAGUCAUUGCAAAAUACUUUCCCUUGUCGCAGUGCCUAAAAGGGCUAAAUGUUCUGGUUGAAUCAUUAUUUGGUGCAACAUUUCAUCAAAUUCCUACGAGGGAUGGGGAGUCAUGGCAUCCAGAUGUGAUAAAGCUCUGUCUCCAUCAUCCCGAUGAGGGUGAUUUAGGAUUCAUGUAUCUUGACCUCUACUCCAGAAAGGGUAAACAUCCAGGAUGCGCUCAUUUUGCUGUCCAAGGGGGGUGGAGAUUAUCAGACUCAAACUACCAACUGCCGAUCAUCGCCUUAGUAUGCAACUUCUCAGGUGCUUGUGGAAUAACUGCAAGGCUUAACCAUGGAGAUGUUGAAACUCUUUUUCAUGAGAAUAUCAGCAUUUCUCUGGUACUAGGGUUGCUCUUGAUGUCGCUGAAACCCCCCUCAAACCUGUUUGAAUAUUAUGCCUGGGACUAUCGUGUCUUGAAGACAUUUGCUCUAGAUGAAACAACUGGAGAUGCAAUACCAGAAAAGCUGGUAAAGGCACUAAAUGCUUCUCGGAAUAUGUUUCCUGCUACUGAGCUCCAGAGGCAGAUCUUCUACUCUAUAAUGGACCUAACCUUGUUUGGGGAGCAAGCAUCCAAGCCUAUGGACACGAUUUCCACUGUUGCCGAUUUGAGAAGGAAACAUACAAGUUGGAAAUACGCAGAAGGCACACACUGGCAUACUCGAUUUACUCAUCUCAUAACCUAUGGUGCUGGCUACUAUAGCUAUCUCUAUGCUAGAUGUUUUGCCACAACUAUAUGGCAAGAAGUAUGCCAAGAAGACCCAUUGUCCCGCAGUGCAGGCAGUGCCAUCAGGGACAAAUUCUUGCGGUUCGGCGGGUCAAAGGACCCAUCAUCCCUGCUGAAGGAUUUUGCAGGUGAUGCCAUCAUUAGAAACUCUGGGAGUGGAAUAAUCCCUAACAUCGGUUCCUUGUGUAAAGAAAUUGGAUUGUGA